AUGUCGCUAAACGGUUUAGACGAUCCCAAGAUUGUAGAGGCUCAUGAGGCUGGCGUUGCUGAGCCUGGAGGAUGGUUCCUGCUCAAGUAUUCGAGUCGCGACGAGGUCGAGCUGCUGGAGAAGGGAAAUGGGGGCAUUGUCGAGAUUCGAAAUGCCAUUGCCGGCUUUGAAGAAGAAAGCCCGUUGUAUGGCUUUCUGCGGUACCGGAGGAGGAAUGUCAUUGUUAAAUACCUACCCGAAGACUGCUCUCGGCUUAUACAAGCUCGAGUUGCUGUCCACUUCAACGCCGUCUGCGAACGAUUUUCCCCGUACGAUACGAUAUUCGAAAUCUCGACAGCCGCCGAACUGAGAGACACGAAGCUCUCUGCAGCAUGCUCUUUGCAUGCGGCAUCUGGGUCUACAGCAUCGUCCACCAGCUCGCGAAGACGACGCUUGGUGGAAAUCGCCGAGGAGGAGGAAGAGGAUCAACGAUCUUCCAAGCGGCAGUCAGUGCUGGAAUCAGACGAUGGCCGGCCGCGAACACCUGGCGGCCAAUCUACGGCUGCGGAUGAGGUCAAGCUCAACUCUGAGCUGGCAUCUUCGCCUGAGCACAGCAAGUUUGCAGCUUCCACUACCUCUGAGGUCCCCAAGUUUCUGGGCAUUCCCGACGCACCGCCUUCGCCUACCAGAUCGGUUGACACGACCGAUAGCUACAACUACUACCUCACGAGCAAGCCAAAGGUGAAGCUCGCUGCCCGACCUGCGGCCGACGGUGCGGUAAGGCCGCAGGCGUCUGGAAACUUUAGACCCGUUUCAUCUCUGCCGGCGGGAUACAGGUUUGGAAAGGGCCAGAAGAAGGGAAAAGGAAAGGACGGAGAUUCUGCGUCCUUGAUCCAUGAAGAGAUCCCAGAGAUGGAGCCACCUGCUGAUACUACUACUACCCCGGCGGCGGCACCAGAGGACUCAUUAGGAAUCACUGGCGAUGCCUCACGACCGACUACGAGCACGGGGCCAGCGGCUGAUACAUUGUCUGUGUUGUCUGUGCCCGCGAUGCCGACUAAGCCUACCAUUACGCCCGAGAAGGCCAGGCUCAUGAAGGCCAUGAAGCUUAGGGAGAAGAAGAAGAAGCAGCAGGAACAGCAGAAGCAGAAGCAGAAGCAAUCUGGAGUGGACGCACCAGGCCCCGAGGAUGAGAAGAAUACAAUCACGGAAGGAACCGAAUCUGCAGUGGAUAUACCAGGCCCCGAAGAUAAGAAUACAAUCACGGAUUUGGAGUACGCUGUGGAUGCCGCUAUUGAAAGCCAUGAUAAUGAUGAUGAUGAUGGACUGGACGGUGAAGAAGCAAACGCGCGAGAAGAUGAGAAGUCAAACACGCUAGAAGAUGAGGAGAAGCAAGGAGCUGAAGAAACAACGGUCUCCAUCAGCCAAGCGGAUUCGGGCGUGGUUUUGGAUAGUCUCUCGUCGUCUGUGCAGAUAGAUGAAGUGUCUGAGGGAACUCUGACUUCGUCUGUGCAAAUUGAUCAAGUGUCCGAGGGAACUCGGUCAGAGUCGCCGGCAGUUACCUCUUCGGAACGCGACGAGGAGACAGCCGCAUCUUCGCUUUCGGAUUCCACCGACGAGACGGUUCAUGCUGCGAAGAAUCCAGAUGAAGUAGAUGCUGUCACGUUGGAAGAUCAAGAGGCUCAAAAGCCAGCCGCCCUCAGUGCAUCGGAGGAUGAGGGCCGAGUCGCAGAAGUUCAUGCAUCGGAAUCGCUGUUGCCUGCAGCAAUCAUCGCUGCAGCUGCCGAUUCUUCUUCUUCUGCUGCUGCCGAUGCAUCAUCAUCGUUGAAAGAAGAUGAGUCGACGGCGACAAUUCAGACCAGAGAGACUGAGACUGAGACUGGUGGCAGCUCUGCGGCAAUGGGGUCCAAUGAGGAGAUUGCUGCCGGGGCUGCUAAUAAGGGAUCGGCCAAGGCCGAGACUGAAAAGGAGAAAAAAGGGAUUGCAGUGCCAAUUUCAAAGUUCUCGGCGAAUAUUCCGACGUCAAGGGCCCCACCGGCCGCCUCAUUAAGUGGCAUGGGAUCUGGCGCAGGCGAGAUUCCACCUGUACAUGCACCUGCAGGACUUGGUGCGACCCCCGGCGAUGUUGCGCAGGCAACGGAGACGGAGGACAAAGGGGAAUUAGAGGCAGAAGUAGCUUCUCCACCAUCCUCCAUACCCAUCCUCUCGACACAAACAACCGCCGCCAUGGAGGAGGAGGCGGAUCUCCAUCUCAUGCAGACUAACCCGUCUGAUGAGGCAAUUCCAACUCCAACUCCUGCAGCUGCAGCGACGACGGCUAGCGACAACACGACGGCUGCUCCCGACGAGCCAGAGCCACAGUCACGCUCCAAACGCGCGGCUGGUAACCUGACACCGAUCCGCACCGAUCUUGGCGACGACGAUGAUAAUGACGAUGAUGCUGCCCUCCUCGUCCAGGAGACCGAGACCCAGGCGACCGACCAAGACGACGCGCUGAAGGACACUGACAAUAAGCCAAUGGUGGCCACCAAAUCUCCGCUCACCCCUGUCUUCCCCAGCGCUCCCAUUGCGAAUGGGCCGCUAGGCGCCAGAGCUCCACAGACACAGGCGCACACCGUUCGAACAGUCUCUAAUCCUGUCCGUGGCAACUUCAUCGCUCCGACAGAUGUAACGCAGUCCACGGCGCGUUCUCUGAGUUCGGGCGCAGCUUUCUUACACAAGGUCACGCAGCAGCAGUCGGCCAGCCUCGCCACCAUGAAGCCCAACGUCGGGUCCAGCAUCUCGCAGCGCAUCAAGGCGCUCGAGAAGCUGUCGGCCACAUCAGGUGAUCAGUCGCGGCCCGUCAGUCGAGAGCGGCCGUCGUCGACCUUUUUCGCGGUGCAGAAGCGGGACACGUCCAGGCCGCCGUCGGUCGUGGACAGGACGAAAUCCCUCAAGGGACGGGCCGCCUCGCCGACGCCGUCGCACCAGGACGAUGCGCUGUUCGAGGGCAGAGUGCGGCUGCAGAGAUCGGGAUCCGUCGUCAGUCGGGUGUCCAUGUUUGAGCCGCUGGCCUCUGCCUCGAGUCCGCCGUCGGGCCUGGCGCCCGGCACCCAGUCGCGAGGCCGGCCCGAGUCCGUCGCCAUCACCACCAAGAUCAUUCGAGACCCGAGCCUGCAGCAGUCGCUGUCUGGGUACGAGCUGCCACGGGACGCUUCUGAUUACGGCUAUCAGUCGCCGACAGACCACCGCCAUCGAGGCAACGACGACGGCUCAUCAGAACGACGGUCCAGAUCUCUCGAACGCGGCGGCGAGGACGACAUGGUUUCUAGGACAACAACCCAGUCGCCUAGUACUGCCAGCCACCGCCUGUCCAUGAGCAGUCGCCGCUCCAUCACCUUUGACCGUGACAUUUCCAGCGUGACUGAAGAUUCAUUCUCCGGCGACGACAAGUCCUCGGAGAAGAAGACUUCGCGCGCCGGGCGGUUUAUGCGUAAGCUUUCCAGUUUCUCCAACGAAAGCAGGAAUAAUGCCAGCGUGAACCGUCAACAACAACAGCAGCCCUCAGCGGCUCCUCCCGCCGCCACCAGCGCUGGCGAGGCGUCCAUCGUGUCGGAUUUGGGAGACGUCAACGUCCAGUUCCCCGACAGCCUGUUGUGGAAGCGACGCAACCUCGUCCUCGACUCAGCGGGUAAUAUCACCCUCAGUGCCCUGCCGGCGCAGAGCAGCCGAACAGCGGUGGGGACGAAAACGUAUCACAUGAGCUUGUUUAAACAGCCCGAGGUGCCGGACGUGGACGCGCAGGAGCUGCCAAACAGCGUGGUCUUGAACUUUGUCGAGGGCACGGGCAUCCAGCUGGCGUGCGAGGAUAGGACCGGACAGAUGAAUGUGCUGCAUGUUUUACAAGCUGCUCAUGCUAAUCAUAGCCGAUGA
Trichoderma breve is the source of this 3891-nucleotide messenger RNA. RefSeq lists its product as uncharacterized. Lineage: Eukaryota; Fungi; Ascomycota; Sordariomycetes; Hypocreales; Hypocreaceae. The coding region runs from base 1 to 3891 and encodes 1296 amino acids. The transcript is spliced from 6 exons. The record is from RefSeq and is a predicted model, not a curated record.